AUGACUGAAGUAGAAGAACCUGAGCAACCCACAACAAUUAAUGAGGAGUACGAUUUAUGGGUCUCAAAUGUGCCAAUGAUGUAUGAUUUUGUUAGCGAGACGCGACUCACCUGGCCGUCACUAACUGUACAGUGGCUUCCAACCGAGAUGCAACCUCGAGAAGUUGAUGGACAGCAAUUAUUGAGACAAGAGUUACUUAUUGGGACGUUAACUACUGAUAACGAGCCGAACUACUUGAAAAUUGCUGCCAUUGACCUGCCGGAAAACGUCACUUCUUCUAAACCAAGUGUGUCCGAUGAUGCGAAGGAAAAUGAAUUGAGCCAUCGUCAAUCUAAGAUCAAGAUAGUGAGGAAGUUCAAGCACGAACAAGAAGUCACCAGGGCAAGAUACAUGCCUCAAUCGCCUAAUAUAAUUGCAACUUUGAACGGAGCUGGUAUCGUAUACAUUUUUGAUAGAAAUAUUAAGGAAAAAGAUCAUGGCGCCAUUGCCAGUUUCUCCUAUCAUAAAGAGAAUGGAUAUGGAUUGGCGUUCAAUCCCACUGUUUCUGGCCAGCUACUUUCUGCAUCCGAUGAUGGCACUGUUGCUUUAUGGGAUGUCACUUCCACUGCAAACAAAUCGCCGUCUCAAACAUUUGAUGUGCAUACUGAUAUAGUAAAUGACUGCAAAUGGCACGAAUUCCAAAGCAGUUUAUUUGGAACAGUAUCCGAGGAUAACACAUUAAUAAUUCAUGACACCAAUAGUGAUAGGGCCAUUCAAAAGUUAUCGGUCUCCUCUGCCUUCAAUACAUUAGCAUUCAGUAAGCGUUCAGAAAACCUUCUUGCAGCAGCAGGUACAGACUCUAACGUCUAUCUCUAUGAUUUACGUAGAUUGCAAAAACCAUUGCACUCAAUGGCAGGUCAUGAAGAUUCUGUUACCUCACUCGAGUUUUCUCCUCAUCAAGAUGGAUUAUUAACUUCAAGUGGUUCUGACCGAAGAAUUAUUAUGUGGGACUUAUUCAAUAUUGGAGCAGAACAACAACCAGAUGACGCAUACGACGGAGUUCCUGAGCUAUUCAUGAUGCACGGCGGUCACAGAAGCCCCGUUAACGAGUUUUCUCAUAAUUCAAAUGUUCCAUGGCUAAUGUGCAGCGUCGAAGAAGAAAACGUUCUUCAAAUAUGGAAACCAGCGAAUAAGAUUGUCCGUCCUCCGCAACCGCCAGCUGAUUUCGAUAUUACAACCUUAGAAUAG
Molecule: messenger RNA, 1227 nt
Organism: Kluyveromyces lactis
Lineage: Eukaryota; Fungi; Ascomycota; Saccharomycetes; Saccharomycetales; Saccharomycetaceae
Gene: HAT2
Product: Hat2p
Exons: 1
Coding region: 1-1227 (408 amino acids)
Biological process (GO): regulation of gene expression
Cellular component (GO): Rpd3L-Expanded complex; nucleus; Rpd3L complex
Molecular function (GO): histone binding
Source: RefSeq, a predicted model, not a curated record